Molecule: messenger RNA, 4093 nt
Organism: Lonchura striata (white-rumped munia)
Lineage: Eukaryota; Metazoa; Chordata; Aves; Passeriformes; Estrildidae
Source: RefSeq, a predicted model, not a curated record
GCGCCGGCAGCCCCGCGCCCUGCUCCGGAGGGAGCGCUGCCCGGGCCUCAUCCCGGGCUUCAUCCCAGCCUUCAUCCCAGCCCUCAUCCCAGCCCUCAUCCCGCCUUCCCGCCGCGCUCCUGCCCCGGGGCCGGCCCGGCCCGGCUCUGCCCUGCCGGCCGCCGCCGCUGCUGCCGCCUCCCGCCGCCCCGCUGCGCCACAGAAAGGCUAAGAACAUGAGCCUCUACAAUUUGGACCGGUUCCGCUUCGAGAGGAAGGGGAAGGGCGCGGAGCAGGUGUCGCCGUCCUCGCCGGCGGCCUGCGCGGAGGCACCUGUGGCUGCUGCCGCGCUCCGUGCUGCUGCAGGGGAUGAGGAGGAAGGUGCGGAUGACAACAAGAGGCCAGACACUCCGGCUUCGGACGUGUCAGAGAGAACUGAGUAUUCCACCAUCCCAGAAACUCCUGAAGCUCAGAGGACAAUGAAAGAGUCUUACUUCAAGCGCCAGCGAGGGGUGCACUUCCUCGAUCUCUCUGACAGCGAGGAUGAGGAGCCACAAAACGUCAGCGCUGCCAAAGAAACCUGGGCUCCGAGGGGAGAGGUGGUCUUAAACUCUGAAUUGUAUGAUGAUGAUGACCAGCCGGAGGAGGAAAUGCCCCAGCUGGCACUUGUAAAUGGUGGGGAGCAGCAGCCAGUUGUGAAGGAGCAUUUAGAGAAGGAUACCAGAGACUCAAAGCUGCAAACAAUGAAGGAACGUUUUCCCCAGAGAAGUGACCAAGAAUUAUUAAAACUGAUAGAAUCAGCAUGCACAAUGGAUGAAGCAGUAGCUGCUGGCUUGAAGCUCAAUGACAAAGCUGCCUCUAGUAAAAGGAAAGAAAGAGAUUCUCCCACAAAUUGCAAAACCAAAAAUGAGCAAGUUGCAAAAAAGUCAAAAGUUAGUUAUCUGGAUGACUCAGAACCCAAAAGACAAUGGGAGAGGCAAGAGAUGCUUGUGAAGAAGUUGCAAAGUACAUUCCCUGGAUUGGAUAAGGAGGAACUGAGAGAGGUACUUGAGGAACAUAACUGGGUGUUUCAUGAUGCACUGGAGGCCCUGAAAAUAUUUGCAGACGACGAGGAGGGUAUGGAAUUUCCUCCCAAAAGGAAUGUUGCUGACUGGACCGAAGCCUCUACUAAAACCCAAAGUGAGGAGAGUAAAGAUAAGGUGAAACAGAAAGCUUCUGAGAGAGAGCAGAAUGGCUUUCAGAAAAAGGACAAAGUCAAAAGGAGCAUUUGGAGUGCUGAGAGAGAAACAGAACAUGUGGAGGAUGAGUCCUCUUCUGAAGACGGUGGAAGCUCCCUGGAUGAGGACUACAGCAGCGGUGACGAAGUGAUGGAGGAUAGCUACAAAGCGAAAAUCCUCAGCUUCCUGCAGGAUGCUUCCCUGAGUGAACUGACUCUGAUUCCCCAGUGUUCUCAGAAAAAGGCUCAGAAGAUAAUAGCGCUCCGGCCCUUUAACAGCUGGGAGGCUCUGUUUACUAAAAUGACAAAGACUUCUGGUUUGUCAGAAGAUAUAGUGUGGAACUGCAAGAUACUGCUGAAGGAGAGGGAUGUGGUUCUAAAGCUUAUGAAUAAAUGUGAAGAUAUUUCCAAUAAACUGACAAAACAGGUAACCAGGAUUACUAGAGAUGGAGAAUGUGGAUGGAACAUAGAGCAGCCCUCCAUUCUGAAUCGCAGUUUGAAACUGAAGCCAUAUCAGAAGAUUGGUUUGAACUGGUUAGCACUGCUGUAUAAGCACAGAUUGAAUGGCAUCUUGGCUGAUGAAAUGGGCUUAGGGAAAACAAUUCAAGCUAUUGCAUUUCUGGCUUAUCUUUACCAAGAGGGCAAUAAAGGUCCCCAUUUGAUAGUUGUACCAGCUUCAACAUUAGAUAACUGGAUAAGAGAAGUUCAUCUGUGGUGUCCUGAACUGAAUGUCCUCUUUUACUAUGGAUCCCAAGAAGAUAGGAAACAUCUCAGGUUGGACAUUCACAAUAAAGUAGUUGAUUUCAAUGUGAUUGUGACUACAUACAACUCUGCAAUGAGCAGCUCAGAUGAUCGAGGACUGUUCCGCAGGCUGAAGCUUAACUAUGCAAUUUUUGAUGAAGGUCAUAUGCUCAAGAACAUGAGCUCUAUCCGCUACCAGCACCUCAUGACAAUUAAUGCCAAGAAUCGCUUGCUGCUAACGGGGACUCCAGUUCAAAAUAAUCUGUUGGAAUUGAUGUCCCUCUUGAAUUUUGUCAUGCCCCAUAUGUUCAGCAGUAGCACUAGUGAAAUUCGAAGGAUGUUCUCUUCAAAAACAAAAACUGCUGAAGAACAAAGCAUAUAUGAGAAGGAGAGAAUUGCACAUGCAAAGCAGAUAAUAAAGCCAUUCAUCUUGAGAAGAGUAAAAGAUGAGGUCCUUAAACAGCUACCUCCCAAAAAAGAUCUCAUUGAACUGUGUGCCAUGUCUGAGAAACAGGAACAACUCUACUCGGCUCUUUUAAACAAGCUCAAGAAAACCAUUAACAGUAAUGAGAAUAACUCCAAUAUGGGAAAUGCAAUGAUGCAACUUAGAAAAAUGGCUAAUCACCCUCUUUUGCAUCGUCAGUAUUACACAAAUGACAAGCUCAGGACAAUGUCUACCCUCAUGCUCAAGGAACCCACACAUUGUGAUGCUAACCCUGACCUUAUCUUCGAAGAUAUGACAGUAAUGACAGAUUUUGAGCUGCAUGUUCUUUGUAAGCAAUAUUCUCACAUCAGUGACUUCACGUUAGACAUGGAUCAGAUCCUGGAUUCUGGGAAGUUUAGAGCAUUGGAACGCAUUCUCUCCAACCUUAAAGAGAAGGGUGACAGAGUUGUGUUGUUUAGCCAGUUCACGAUGAUGCUGGACAUCUUGGAAGUUUUGCUAAAACACUGGCAACAUAGAUACCUCAGGCUGGAUGGAAAAACACAGAUUUCUGAGCGGAUACACCUGAUAGAUGAGUUCAAUACAGAUAUGGAUAUAUUUGUAUUCCUUCUGUCCACCAAAGCUGGAGGCUUGGGCAUUAAUCUGACCUCAGCCAACGUUGUUAUCCUUCAUGACAUUGACUGCAACCCUUACAACGAUAAGCAGGCUGAAGACCGGUGCCACAGAGUGGGGCAGACACGAGAAGUACAAGUCAUAAAGCUUAUUAGUAAGGGGACUAUUGAAGAAACCAUGCUAAAAAUCAGCCAACAGAAACUGAAGUUAGAACAAGAUAUGACCGCAGCAGAAUCAGGUAGGUGUCUUGCACAUAAUGAUGUCCACUUAAGUAAAUUAGAGCUGCAAUAUGUUACUCUGAAAAAACACAGUUCUUCAUGCAGACAAGCCUUUUGUUGUUUGGGGUUUUUAUAUUAAACCAGAAAGAUGUGUUUUUGCUGGUUGUUCUUUGAUUUGACAGGAGGUGCCCUCUGAGUCUGACCCAGAAAUCAGUGACCAAAUCCUACAAGCAGAGGAUUUUUUUACUGUUUUGGGGACACGGGCUUUUAUCUGUUUAUGCGAAAUAUUUUAAGCUGUACUAAUGCUUCUCUUUAUUCCUCAGGAGAAGAAGGAAGCAUUCCAGCAGAUAUAGCCACACUAUUAAAAGCUUCAUUGGGUCUCUAAAAUGUAAAUAUGUUGUGAAAUUUAAGGAAGAAAUGUGAUUAAUUAUCCCAAGGACUCUUACAUUACUGUUGACCAGAAGUUUUAUGAAUGUUUAUAACUUUUUGUAGUUUCUUUAUUGUAUUGCUCAUGUUAUUGAAAAUUUUUAACACCAAUAGCAUUUUUUGAUGCUUAAAAGCAUAAAUGGCCUAAAUGUGCCAACCUCAGAUGCUGAAUAAAGAUUUUACAGAUCAAUUUUUAAAAUGGGGACCUAAGUAGUAAAUUGUUUUAACAAAUCUGCUACUGCUUAAGAUUUGUCAGUAUUUUUGUAAUUAUUUCUACCUCCAAAUAUAUAUAUAUAUAUAUAUAUAAACUGUCUGUUUCACUGGAUUCCACGUGUAAAUUUUUUUAUAUGUGCCUUAUUUGACAAUGCUCAAGUCUGUUUCUGCUUGUUUUGGUUCAUUUGAUGUACCGUACUGGUUUUGUAUCAACUUGUUCCAAUAAAAUUCUAUACAUUGACAAAA